CAUAAUGGAGCUGUGACUAGGAGCGACUCAUUUCUUUAUUCCUGAGAGGAAACACCGGCUGUGUGUUUGUGGUUAAACCUGCUGGUCGACGCCGAUCAAACUGCUGAGCGCUCUUUACGAACAAACCGGAGCGGAUCCGGUCCGACGGACAAGAAUGAGGUCCACGCGUCCCAGUCAAAGAUGGUUCAGCAAAGGUCCUCUGUGAUUACGCUUCCUCCUGCGGUUAUGGUUGCACCAGUAAGCAGUCAGGAAUGUCCUCCCUCUGCCUCUGACAUGGUUUAAACCACAUAUGAUCCGGUCACCGUGAUGGCCUCCAUGGUUGCCAGUGGAAACCCAGAUGGGCAGGCUCUGGUCCUAAAAGGGGUGGAUCCAGAGACCUGCAUGAUUGUGUUCAAGAACCACUGGUCUCAAGUGGUGAAGAUCCUAGAAAAGCAUGAUCCCCUUCGCAGCAGCUCAACCCUACACUCCCUCAGUGUCAUCAACCUCAGCGCCGGCUCCAACGGCGGCCCCCGUUUCGGCCCCAUCCCCGGAGACGAGGCGAGCGCUGUGCAGAACUACGUGGAGCACAUGCUGUUCCUGCUGAUGGAGGAGGACAGCGGCCAGGUCGGCGCCAUGGGCCCCAUCCUGGAGUUUGUGGUGAUGGAGAACGUGAUGGAGCGUCUCUUCGUGUGGAGCCUCCGCAGGGAGUUCACCGACGACAUGAAGCUGGAGCAGCUGAAGAUGUACGAGAUGCUGGUGGGCCAGGCGCGCCAGCCCCUGCUGCACCACAAGCCCAUCCUGCGGCCACUCAUGAUGCUGCUGUCGUCCUGUUCGAGCACCACGGCGCCGCAGGUCGAGGCCGAGCUGGUGCUGCUGCUCAACCAGCUGUGCUGCGUUCUGGCGAAGGACACCUCGAUCCUGGAGCUGUUUUUCCACACCAGCGAGGAUCAGGGAGCCACCAACUUCCUCAUCUUCUCCCUGCUCAUCCCCUUCAUCCACAGGGAGGGCACAGUGGGCCAGCAAGCCAGAGACGCACUGCUGCUCAUCAUGUCGUUGUCUGCUGAGAACGAGCGAGUGGCCAAACACAUCGCGGAGAAUACCUACUUCUGUCCGGUUCUGGCCACAGGGCUGAGUGGCCUGUACUCAUCUCUGCCCACGAAGCUGGAUGUUCCCAGUGAGGAUUGGCAUUGUCUGCAUAAAGAGGACUGGCUCAAAAUGCCGUCUCUCGUCCAGUUUCUCAACUCGUUGGAGUUCUGCAACGCUGUAAUUCAGGUGGCCCACCUGGAUAUCAGAGACCAGCUGGUUAGCUACAUCAACAACGGGUUCCUUGUGCCUGUCCUUGCACCCGCUCUCCACAAGUUGACCCUAGAGGAGGUGAUGACCACCACAGCGUACCUCGACCUCUUCCUGAGGACUGUGUCUGAACCGGCACUGCUGCAGACGUUCCUCUCCUUCAUCCUCCUGCACCAACAUGAGAGCGUCCACAUCUUAGACACUCUAGUCAGCCGCAUCAACACGCCCUUCCAGCUGGGCACCGUGUCCCUGGCACUCUUCCGCACUCUCAUUGGCUUAUACUGUGAAGAUGUGAUGCUGCAGCUCGUAUUGAGGUACCUGAUCCCCUGUAAUCACAUGAUGUUGAGUCAGAGGCGCGUUGUCGGAGAGAGGGACUGCUACUCUGUGUCAGCGGCUAAGAUCCUGGCAUUAACGCCGUCCUGCUGCUCUCCUGAUCACAGCCCCCCGCCCCUCCGACAGCUGGACUCAAUCCUCUUUUCCAAGGGUGGAGAGAGUCCCAGCAACACCAGCACCACGGAGGAAAGUGAGAGCUUCUUAAAGGAUGAUGAUGGCUCAGGUAACUCCUGCACCAUCGGCUCAGAAAUCUACCUGGACGUCAGUUAUCUUCAUUACCUCUACGACGCCCGUCUGAGCAUCAGCAGCUGCAUAAAGGCCUGUCAGGUUUGGUCGGCCCCGUACAACGGCGAGGACCCCCCUCCUGAGAAAUACCAGCCCGGCGUCCUCGAGGAGCCGGGGCUGAAGAGUCGGCCAACCCAGACGGCUUUCAAGAGAGUUCCACAGCCGCCAGCACCUCGGCCCUGCCCGCCGCCGAAUACAGAGCCGCCCUCCAUCACGCAGCAGGAGCUGGAGUGGGAUGAUAGUUACGAUGCGUGCCCGGUGCAGACCGCUGAGGCUCCUGUGGAGAGUAAACGUCCACAGCAGCCUCCUGCUGAGCCCCCAAAGCACAUCCAGGAGAUGAGGAAAACAGCCAUCAUGUUUGUUCAAGGUUCAUACAUUGAGGAGAACGAGUUCCAGGAUGACGUCAUGGUGUACGAUCUCGUAGCAAAGAAUGACACCAGAGAUACUGAAAGCGGUAAGCUCAAAACCAACGGCUCCCAAUCGAAAGAAGCCCAACCGGGAUCAGCAGAAGUUCCUCUAAAAAACGGACUCAGUCUAACACUUCCGACCUCUGUGAUGGCUGAUAAAAAUACCUUGGACACAAAGGCCAAAGGUCAGAUGGAUUGUAAUUCCCACCUCCCAAACACCACAGCUGCCGAGUCGGGCAAUGACCUUUUGGCUCAGUAUGAGGAGCUCAUUCGUACGUUGGACACUAAAGCAGGUGGAAAAAUGGUCAAACCUGAUGGAGAGUUGAAGAAGCCGGUCACACCUGCAGAGGAGGACGAGGGAGAGGAGGAUGAGAUGGAUUUCACGUCGUUUUCUGCUGAGACACCAGAGCCAGAAAAACUGCAUUCACCAUUUGGGCCCAAGUUUGUCAGCGGAAGUGCAGGAAAAAAGCAGUCAGUGCCUUUUACCGGUCCAUUUGUCAGUGUGCUGCUGUCUCGUCUGGAGAACAUGCAGAGUAACACGCUUCACGUCAACUUGUUGGUGACGGGCAUCCUGGCCCAGUUGGCGGCCUACCCUCAGCCUCUCUUACGCUCCUUCCUUCUCAACACCAACUUGGUCUUUCAGCCGACGGUUCGCUCCCUUUACCAGGUACUGGCCACCGUGAAGAACCAGAUAGAAGAGCAGGCUGCCACAAGAAAAGACUUUCCAGAGCUGAUCACUGCCGCCCAACACUGGCUGCUGGCCAGGGAGACCUCCUUCAUAGCUGCAGGCGAAAGCAGAAGCUCCACCCAUGGCGAGGCGGGAAGGAUGUUGAAAAAUUCUCCGCCACCGAAACCCAAAGCCAUCUCUCUGGAUCGGACAGAAGUCUUCGCCACCGUCCUCUUCACGGAGUUCCUCAAAGAACUGGCUGCUAUUGCACAAGAGCACUCCAUCUUAUCAUACAUUCCUAUGGAAGAGUGAUCGAGUCCCAGUGGAGUCCAGUUUAACUCUGAAAGACUUAUAAAGACUUUUUUUUCUUUCUAAACAAUGGUUUUCUGGUCUUUUUCAGGCCCUUCUUGAUGAAGAAACCUCUCAGAUGCAGUGAUUUAUGAAACUAUUUUUUAAAAAUCAUAGCAUAUUUAUUUUCCCAAGCAAAGAUAAUCAAUUUAUAAUACUUUUUAAUUUAAUCUUUCUAGUUCUGUAAAGUUCUCUUAGGCAGCCAAGAAGGAGGCGUAACCUUUGAGCUGUUUGCUGAAGCCUGCACCAGCCGAUAAUGCUCAUAAGAGCGAGCUCCAGGUCAACCAACCAAAGACUGUAGAGAGAAGAUUUUAGCAAAACCAGCAAAAAAAAAAAAAUGUUGAAGCAAUCAUCAGCCCUUAUCUGAACUUCUGAAUGUCGCUCAGUGUGGUUCUGUUAAAUACUCAGGUGGCUUUUCAGAGUUUUUCCUUCUUUGCUGCAGGAUUACACACCAUAUCUGAGCACCACGUGGAGCCUCUAAGCCUUUUGAAUUGACAGCAUUAAAAUGUAAUUUGAGGAUUAACUGUCAGCAGGGCCGACAUCAUCACACAUCCAAACUUCUCAUGCAACUCUUACAUGACAACUUUCUUUUGGGGCUAAACAGUGGGUCACUUUUGUCUCUGAACUUUGGGUGUUUCCACAUAUCUUUGUGUGUUAGAUGUACAUUUGUUUUGGUGUUUUUCUGUUAAUUCAUGACGGUACCUCAGGAGUCUUUUUAAUGCACGUUCUGUAACAGCCUUUGGGGUGAAGCGUUUUUCCCACAAUGCACUAGUUUCUCGCAUCGAUGGGCUCCACAUCUUCUCCGGACCUGACCUCCGAAACCAGAAUUAGUAAUGCUUUAUUUAAUUCGCCUUACUUUAGUAAUGCUUUAUGAUGUACAUAUUGUAAGACAAAAGGUUCUAAUGACACAGGACACUAUGCAAGUCGAGGAUAUUAGAUAUUUUCAGAAUGGGAAGGGGUAUUUAAGAGUUUCUAUCGCCAUAUGUUUUUUUCACGUGGCUAUACUAAAGGCUAGUUGUUAAAGUUUGUCAUCAUUUUCUAUUUAGGGUUUGUGUAAGGUUUUGUAGUUGUGAUAAGUCUCAUAUCACUGCUAGGAGACUGAUAGUUUUGCAUCUGUUGGAAAACAUCUCGCAUUGUAACGGUUACAUAUGGAAAACUGUGGGGCAUGGCCUUUAUUUUAGUCCAGGUAUUUCACUUGGUUGUUAAAAUGAGAUAAUACAAGAGAUAUAUUUUGUUACAAAUCAUGCCUCUGCUGUCUAAAUGAAUUUAUCAGGACAGAAAUACUUCAUAAUUAGUGCCUAAACAAUUAUGUUUGUUCACACAAAUGCCUGAAUUUGAAUGGAUUUACACAGGAAUGGAUUAUUUAACUUAAGGCUGUUUGUUGUCAAAGUGUAAAGGAAGGUGUGCAUUUAAGAUUUUUAUUUCUGUCCCAUUAUUCCUCCUCAGAAGACACUGCUUUCAAAAAUAAUGUUUUUGUAACAAACUAGUUUUCUCUGAGGAAAAAAAAUGUCAUGCCAUCCAUUCACAACUUGAUAUAGAGAUACUGUUAAUAUAAUUGGACAUUUAUCUGGGAAAUAUAAAAUAUUGGAUAAAAUUAAGUUUUUUUUUAUAUCAUGUUCAGAGCUCUUAUAUUUCUGAGGUAAUGGACUGCUUUGUCAAGAUCUACCAUAAAGUAAAUUAUUAGAACAUCUGUUAUUCUUGUAAAACUACACUGUUAAUCAUCAUCUCAUAUGUCCAGCUAAUAAGACGAAGAAUUGUGUUUAACUUUAGUCUUAAAUCUGGAUUGUGUGUUUUUGUUCCUAUUUAAAUCCAUUCAGUUUCUACUUGCAAUAGAACAUACAGUGGGAUCUUUUGUGUACUCAUAUUGUCUGUACAAAAUUGGCUUGGAAGUGUAUAUUUCUAUCAAUCAGAGCCAUUUUUCAGAGUGGUUGAAUAAGUAUUUCUCUCUGGUAAAAGAAUGUUGUUGAGCACACUCAGCGUUUUUUAUACUACAGUGUCACUGCAGACUCCUCAACCAGCACAGAUUAAUUGAGUUUGGGUUAAAAAAAACGGCACAGUAUAACAAUCUCUGUUUCAGCAGCAUUGUGGCAUGAAGACGGGUGUUAUAACAAAGACUAUAGACCAGUUUUCUGUCUCAGUGGGUUUUUAUUCCAAAGAUUCAACCUUUCUCACACCAUUCGGCCUCAGUUUUCUGUCCAAGACCCAAAGGCAUGCCUCUUUUAAUA
This is a messenger RNA of Anoplopoma fimbria (sablefish), 5537 nucleotides long. It is a transcript of the gene fhip1aa, whose product is annotated as FHF complex subunit HOOK interacting protein 1Aa. The record is from RefSeq and is a predicted model, not a curated record. Lineage: Eukaryota; Metazoa; Chordata; Actinopteri; Perciformes; Anoplopomatidae.